UGCAUAAUCCCCGGCUUGACAGACGAUAGAAGAGGACUCUGCCUAAUUACGAUACGUGAGACAAUAAUUAGCAAAUAAUUAAGCAUGAUUCUUAGAUUCUUACCGAGAACGUAGCAAUCUCCCACUCCAUAUAAGUACACUAAUGCGCAAAUCCGAAAAGUGGGGGCUAAGUGAACAUUUCCAAGAAUUUUACACCCCUGCAUCUAAUAAGCGCGCUCGCCGCAAGAGGCGCUGCCCAAUCGAACGUCACCAGGACGGAAAACGAUCUAGACCAUGGACCAAUCCGGUCUCUUCGGGCGUUUUCGGGUGUUUUCGGCCAGGUGUCUUCUAUUCAAGCGUUGAAAAGAGCCCAGUCGGCGGAAACGGAAGUUAGAGACAGUGGACUGUCUCGGCUCUCUCUCUCGGUCAAGUUGCUGAGCUUGUUUUAGUUUCCAGAGCACUUGAGGCUCAGUCAUACGCAUACGCUGUCUUCAGCUUUUAUCUAUUGCUUUGAGUUAUUAUUUUUUAUUUUUUCGGUUUUUAAAUCUUACCAAUGCCAAAAUAUUCUUUUUUGUUGUUUCGUUAUUUUUUUUUAAUAUUUUAGCUAUAAUUCAUCAUGACUGACGAUUCUAGUGUAAGAGUUGCUGUGAGGAUAAGGCCUCAAGUAGCUCGCGAGGUGAUUGACAUGUGUCGAAUAUGCACACAAGUGCCGGCGGGGGAGCCCCAGGUAUUCUUGGGGGCCGACAAAGCCUUCACGUACGACUACGUAUUCGACACAGGUGUCGAGCAGAAGAACAUAUACGACAAUUGCGUCGCUAAAUUGGUGGAAGGCGCCUUGGACGGGUACAAUGCCACUGUCCUGGCCUACGGACAAACCGGCUCCGGAAAAACUUACACCAUGGGCACCGGGUUCGACAUCGAGAUUGGUGAUCAUGUUGUGGGAAUCAUUCCCCGGGCGAUCAGACAUCUUUUUGAUGGCAUCGCUGCUAAGCAGGCUAGGGCAAGGGAGCGUGGUCACAUGCCUCCGGAGUUCAAGGUAACAGCCCAAUUCCUCGAACUCUACAAUGAAAACCUGAAAGACUUGCUCGAACCCGGCGGGCCAAGCGGAGGUGCCCGAAUCCACGAGGACACCUCAGGAAACAUCCACCUGACCGGUGUUGAACCUCGAGUAGUAACAAGCCCGGAGCAAGCCCUGGAAUACCUUCGCCUAGGCGCCCUGGCGCGAACAACGGGUCCGACUCAAAUGAACACGCAAUCCUCAAGAUCCCACGCAAUUUUCACUUUGUUCAUCAAGCAGCAGCGUUGCAUCCGGGUGGAAGACCCUGACGCGGACGUAGACACAAGCGACCCAAUGAACGAAUUCGAGACUCUUACCGCCAAGUUCCACUUCGUAGAUCUCGCAGGUUCCGAGCGAUUAAAGCGUACCGGCGCCACCGGAGACCGCGCUAAGGAAGGAAUCUCCAUAAAUUGCGGACUUCUGGCUUUAGGGAACGUAAUUUCUGCAUUGGGGGACAAAAGCAAGAAGAGUUUGCACGUGCCUUAUCGAGAUUCAAAGCUGACUCGUCUCCUGCAAGAUUCUCUCGGCGGGAAUUCUCAAACUUGCAUGAUAGCUUGCAUUUCUCCCAGCGACAGGGAUUUUAUGGAGACUCUGAGCACGCUGAAGUACGCGAACCGCGCAAGGAACAUCAAGAACAAGGUGACGAUCAACCAGGACAAGAGUUCGAGGACAAUCGCGUCCCUGCGCCGGGAAAUUCAGCAGCUUCAGCUGGAACUUCUGGAAUUCAGGCAAGGAAAGCGCGUCGCUGGAGAAGAUGGUGUUAAUGACGCCUGGCAUGAGACCCAGAUGCUCAACAGCGAGAUGCAGAGUCUCCGGACUCGGGUCAAAGCUUUGUCCGAGACUGUAGAAGCUUUAACAGCGAAAAACGCGCUAUUGCUUGCGGAAAAAGCCGCGGGCCAAUGGGUCUCUUCGGGAAAUGAAGACGCAUCCCAAUUGGUCUUGGGUUAUGUCCAAGAAAUUGAAGAGUUGAGGGCCAGGUUGCUUGAAGCGGAAGCUAUGUACCAGCAGCUGAAGAAAAGACAGCAAGUGGCGCCACAUGCGGAGUAUGGGUUUGAAGCGCCGUCCAUUUUGGACACCGCGAAGAAAGCGCUGCAGCAGGAUAUUAAUAAACUGGACGCUUUGAAGGAACAGACGGCCAGUAAGGAGGAUGAAGAGGAUCCUGAUGGGGACAAUACGGAAAAUGGGCAAGAGUCUUUGAGUGAAGAUGAGUCUGAUGAGGAAGAUAGGAAGGAGGAGGAUGAAGAAAUGGCUAUGGGAAGGGAGUUAGAGGCGCUUACUUCGGAUAUUGAUGUGAAGCAGAGGUUGAUUCAGGAGCUGGAGAUGUCUCAUAAGAGGCUCAUUUCUAUGAAGCAGCACUAUGAAGAUAAGCUGGCGCAGCUGCAAGCUAGGAUUAAGGACACUCAGGAGGAGAGGGAUAAGGUCUUGAACUCGCUUCAGCAGCAGGCUUCGCCGCCGACUGAGAAGGUUAAGAAACUGAGAGACGAAUACGAAAAGAAGCUAACAUCGCUGCAGAAAGAAAUGAGAAUCUUGCAAUCAGCAAAGAAAGAGCACGCGCGUUUGUUAAAAAAUCAGACACAGAGUCAGAUGCGACUGAAGAGCCUGCACAAAGAAUUACAGGACAUGAAGCACGCGAAGGUAGAACUUUUACGAAAAAUGCGAUUGGAGAGUCAGCGACACAAAGACAGCGAGCUGCGUCGGAACCGUGAGAUCGCCCAGCUCAGAAAAGAAAGCCGUAAGAAUGCGAACAUGAUCCGAACCCUUGAAGCCGACAAGCGGAUGAAGGAAGUCGUCCUCCGGCGGAAGCAGGAAGAAGUCACAGCACUCAGAAAGCGCGACAGGGGACUCAGCGAGAAGGUCGCAGGGCGAACUCCCACGAAGCUUGGAUCAAAAAGUCUCAAGUCCAGGUGGCAGACCCUCGAGAGGACCAUCACCAAGCACACGCUAGUGAAGCAAGCCGCUGCGGAGACAGAGCGCGAGAUGGAGAGACUGUUAGCAGAGAGGGAGCAGUUGGGUCAUGACCUGGAACAGUUGGAGAAGAACAGAGCCGUCUUCGCGGCUGCUAAUGAAGACACGAGCUACUUUGAUGAUGAUAUUGAUAAUGUUAAGAGCAAGAUCUCCUACGUUCAGGACAGCAUUGCCGAGUGCCAGAGGGACAUGGUCGAAGUUGGAGAUUGUGAUAUUGAAGGAGAACCUGGUGUUGAAGCGCUCGUCUCUUCGAUUAAGAGCGUUGAAGAAGCGCAGUAUCUGAUGCAGAAGAUGCUAGGGUUCAUUGUGGAUCAGAGCUGCACUGCUGCUCAGAAACAGCUCGAGUUCAGGGACAUGGAGAGCAGGUUGAAUCAGGUCACGCAGCAGAGUGAUGUUCAGCAUCAGUUGCUUGAACAUGUUAUGCGCGAUAGAGAGCUGUUCGCUUUUAAUAACGAGGGAAAUUACAGCCCUUCCAUAUCGAGGUCUUCGUCAUCAGAUAUCAGUGAAACCUACCGAGAAACCGAGGGCAAGCGCGUAAAGGCUCGCCAACGCAAGCUCCAGCGGAACGACCUUCUUUUCGGUACCACCGACUCCAAAGAUCAUCAGAACCAGAACCAGAACCAGAACCAGAACCAGAACCAGAACCAGAACCAGAACCAAAACCAAAACCACAACCACCCGCUGACGCGCGUCCCCAGCGCGCCUGGAAGCCUAAAGGGGUUGGUAUUAACGCGAGGACAGCAUGGCGGAUCUCCAACACUCGCUAGGCGGGAUAGCACCUCUCCGCGGCCAUUGCGUCGGCCGCACCAUGGACUGGGCGGUUCCAUGGAACAGGUGGCGCAAAUGGAGAUUUCUUCGCCACCUGGAUCGCCUACCAUCUAUAGGCGAUUCAAUAGUCGUGAAGAAAAUGUCUUCUCGAGGCUAACUGCCGCUAGACAACCACUGAUGACAGAUCCGCAACCAAGCAAGGGUAUUAUAUCACCGUACCCUGGGAAAGUUCAACCACGAGCGAUGUUACAGUGCAGCCACGUAGCGGAAGGUCACGGUAAAGCUGUUCUGGCUAUUGACGUUACACCUAAUCUAUUAUUCAGCGGCUCGAAAGAUCGAACGGUCAAAGUAUGGGACCUUGGAACGGGUUUGGAGAACAUGACGUUGUCAGGUCACCCAAACAAUGUAGUAGCUGUGAAAUAUUCACGGCUCAAUAACUUACUAUUCAGUGUCUCAGCGGCUUACGUCAAAGUCUGGGAUUUGAGAGCUGCAAAUUCGUGUGUAAAAACUCUGUUUUCUUCGGGACAGUCCCAAAAUGGGUCACUGUCCCACGCAACCCCUUCAAGAACGCUGCAACUGCCAGUAGGAGAGAAUGCAAUCAACGAUUUGGCACUUAGUCUCGAUGAACAUGAGCUGUAUACUACUUCAAGCGACAAAGUAAAGACCUGGGACCUUCGGAAGUUGACCAACACUGGCAGAUUUAAUACGCCUCAUAAUGCUGCAGUAAUGUGUCUCGCGGUGGCUAAUGACGGCAGGAUUAUCACUGGUAGUAAAGAUCAUCUGAUUUCGCUGAUUGAUAAGAACACUUCAAUACAAGCAGUUAGUCUUGCUCCGCCACAUUAUGACGGAGUUGAGUGUCUUGCUCCUAGUGGAUCAAUACUUUUCUCAGGCUCUAGGGAUAUGUGUAUAAAGCGUUGGGACUUGAGCAAAAUGGAACUAGUGCAAUCUAUAAAUAACGCCCAUAAAGACUGGAUCCUGGGUCUCUGUACAAUAAACGCCGGUUCUGUAAUGAUUUCCGGCUGUCGAGGAGGAAUUCUUCGGUUCUGGUCAGUAUCCCGAGAAUCAACGGGUGAAUGCAAUCUUCUUGGAGAAGUUCGGGCCCACGAAUCAGCGAUAAACGCGGUGGUGACCAAUCAACAGCAUAUUUUCACCGCCAGCAACUCGGGAGAAAUUAAGCUCUGGCGAGUCCCAGAUCCUUUUCCCUUGAUGUCAAUGUCCACAAUGUCCAUCUAGCUCUUGCUGAUUUGCCUGACUAAUUAUUUUGCUUUUUUAUCAUUGUUAUAUUCAUAAUCAUUAUCAUUAUCAUAAGCUUAUUUAUUUAAUUAUUUGCACUCAUCAAUUCAUUAUUAUUCAUGCAUCACUUUUUUUUCCUUUUGCAUGGGAUUUAUUAUUCCGCUGAUGAUCAACAACACUCGCCGAUCAGUGAUGGAACUAUAAGACUCUGGAGCUAUUUCAAUAAACGUGACCAGCCACGUACCUUUCAGCGAAGCAACUCCUUAAAAUGCUAACAGUUACCACCAAUGGAAACUGUAACUGUCGACAGAAUUAGUAAUCAAGAUAAUAAUGAGUAUUUGAUUUAAUUACUGGCCUAUAUUGGGGUUAGUUCAUUGCAUUUAUCCGUUCUGUAACGACUCGAGGAUUUUUAUUCUUUUAUAUUUAUUUUAUUUCUUAUUUAUAUAUAUGAUGUUCCUGGAACGGAUCAUGUUCCUGAAACGGAUCAUGUUCCUGGAACUAAACAUUUUCUUAGAACUGAUUAUGUCCCUAGAACAGACCAUGUUCCUAGAACUGAUCAUGUUCUAGGAACUGAUCUUGUUCC
Messenger RNA from Cotesia glomerata, 5585 nucleotides. RefSeq names its product kinesin-like protein KIF21A (gene Klp31E). The record is from RefSeq and is a predicted model, not a curated record. NCBI's taxonomy places the organism in Eukaryota, Metazoa, Arthropoda, Insecta, Hymenoptera, Braconidae. The coding region runs from base 596 to 5002 and encodes 1468 amino acids. The transcript has 10 exons. Gene Ontology annotation, biological process: microtubule-based movement; mitotic spindle organization. Gene Ontology annotation, molecular function: microtubule binding; ATP binding; microtubule motor activity.